UUUCUCUCUCUUCUCUCUCUCCCCCUCCCCCUCCCCCUGCUUCUACUUCCAUGUGAAUGCCCUGUGCUUGAGUUGAGUGGGAGCUAAAAAGAUAACCUCAGAGAGAGAGAAAGAGGGAGAGAGAGAGAGAGAGAGAGAGAAUGUGGUGUGGAGGAGGUGAGAGUGCAAAGAAGAAGGCAAUGUGGCUCUAUCCAAAGGUUGAGGGAUUCAACCCUCCUGAGAGAUGGGGACACACUGCUUGUUAUUCUCACGGGCAUCUUUACAUUUUUGGGGGAUGCUGUGGAGGUUUGCAUUUUGGCGACGUGCUUGUUCUUGAUCUCGACAAUAUGGUUUGGAGAACUCUUGCGACCACCGGCCAAGGACCUGGCCCGAGGGACAGUCACAGUGCUGUUCUUGUGGGGCACAGGAUGAUUGUGUUUGGGGGCACGAACGGCUCUAGAAAGGUUAAUGACCUUCAUGUACUGGAUCUCAGGUCCAAAGAGUGGACUCAGCCGAACUUCAGAGGGAAACCGCCGUGCCCUCGUGAAAGUCACUCUGCCACGCUUAUCGGGAAUGAUAAGAUGGUCGUUUUUGGGGGUAGUGGCCAAGGCGAAGCAAACUACUUGAACGACUUGCAUAUUCUGGACCUAGAGACGAUGAGGUGGAUGUCUCCUGAGGUAAAAGGCGAGAUUCCUGUCCCUAGGGACAGUCACAGCGCUGUUGCCAUGGAAAACAAAUUAGUGGUGUAUGGUGGAGACUGCGGCAAUCGGUAUCUUGGCGAUGUUGAUAUACUCGAUACGGACACAAUGACCUGGUCGAAGUUGAAUGUUCAAGGAUUUUCACCCGGAGUCAGGGCUGGUCACGGUGCUGUGAGCAUCGGAACCAAGAUCUAUGUCCUUGGAGGGGUCGGAGACAAGCAUUAUUAUAAUGACAUUUGGGUGCUUGACAUGGUCAAUCAUCUAUGGACGCAGCUUGGUGCACAUGGCCAACAACCUCGGGGCAGAUUCUCACAUACGGCUGUCGCUCUAGGAACUGACAUUGCCAUCUACGGCGGAUGUGGAGAGGAUGAGCGUCCGCUCAAUGAGCUAUUGAUCUUGCAGCUUGAAGAAGAACAUCCUAAAUCCCAUCAGAACAACCCUAUGUGUAGCAUCUUGUCGGAGCAAUGGAACAAAAAGAAUAGAAGACGGCCAAGAGGAACCAGUAGCACAAACGAUACCUUUUACGAUGGCAAAGACAUUUUCAGCGGAGGAGUUUUGGCAGCAGGAGCCGAAUUAAAGGAAUCUGUUCAUUUCAGUCCAGAUGCUUUUCGUCUAAAGCGGGAAAGAACUGCCAAUUCGAGGGCCUUGGAGGUAGAAUCAGAGCAAGAAGAGCAUUCCCUCUCGCUGUCUCAGCAUUCUUCCCCAUCGCAGUCUGAUCAAGAGCAAACUCAAGUUUUCAUAGCCGCCGAUUCAGUCAGAGGAUCUCAAGAAUAUCAUUUUCUUAAGAACUUCAAUCAAAAUCAUAGCGAUGGCCAACCUGAUGGCAAUGUUCUUAGCAGCCCGAAGACACUCACAAUUGACAGUCAAGGAAGUCCGCCGGAUCUCAUUCUAGGGGGGCGACAAGUCAUCACUAGACAAGAACCAUCGUUUCAUGUUGCUCACAAUUAUCGACAAGGAUUGCAUCACCGACCAGAACAGACACCGGGUGGUUCGGCGCCUAUUCAAAAUAUGAUUGGAGCUAAUGUUUGCGGAAAAGUUGAUGGAGCAUUUGAUUCGGGCUUCUUAGUAACCGCAAGUGUUAAUGGAAAGAUAUUCAGAGGAGUCUUGUUUGCACCGGCACCAAGCUUCAUGUCCAGAGGAGCCGUUCUCACUCAAAAUCCUCCACCUCGCCCAGCUCAAAUUCCCCUCGUUCACCCUCUGCAAAGCUCGGGCCAUGCGGAAUUCAUGAGACAUGCUCAGCAAGCGCAAGGGACAAGGCCGCCUCAGGUCGUCAGAGCCUCUCCUCCGUUGGGCAGGGAACCGAAGCAGAGGAGCGAUCUUCAAGGCGUGGUUCUGACAUUGGGAGGACCGGCUAGCGGUCAUUAGUUAAGCUUUUGAGCAAUAACCAGCCCUCCAUACUAUGAAGAGGGAAAAUGAGGCACUCUAACUUCUGCUGCUCAUUAAGUACUGCACGCCAAGUGUAAUCUCCAAGUCUUUCCCUCUUGUUUGUGCCUAUGUAGUGCUCCAAUGCAUGCUCUCCUUUCUUUUUUUUCAAUUUCAAACAAGAUCAAGGAAAACAGAGAAGAGUGUAUCUAUCUAGUGACGCAUUAAAACAUUAUUAGAUCCAAGUAAUUUCACUUCUCAGUUUUGCUUCA
Syzygium oleosum is the source of this 2311-nucleotide messenger RNA. RefSeq names its product acyl-CoA-binding domain-containing protein 4-like. Gene Ontology annotation, molecular function: protein binding. Bases 141 to 2042 code for a protein of 633 amino acids. The transcript is spliced from 9 exons. The record is from RefSeq and is a predicted model, not a curated record. Lineage: Eukaryota; Viridiplantae; Streptophyta; Magnoliopsida; Myrtales; Myrtaceae.